UCGUUUGUGCAGUACCUAUAAUAGGUAUAGUUAGCGAUAUUUAAAAUUAUUUUUAAUUAUUUUGAGAGAAAUGUCUAACGAAAACGCAUUGGAUUUACACCAUGUCCACCAGAGUUUUCAAAGGAGUCUCAAGGAAGAAGACGACGUUGUUAUCGAAGCUUACAUAGACGGUUACAAUGAAUUAGUGAAGUUUCUUAAUCUGAUAGGAUCAGUAUUCUCAUUUGUAAGCAGUGAUGUCAAAAGUAAAAUUAAAAUAAUGGAGAAGCACAGAGAAGGUGACGAUGCAGUACAUUACGAUUCAUUCAAGAAAAUGAUGACGUAUGAAAAAGAAACAAAGUUAUGUGACAAAAAUGGAUUUGUGUCGGGCUCCAGGACAAUGCUGCGUUUGCAUCGCGGUUUGGACUUCAUACGACUGUUCCUGAAGCGCCUAAGCGAAGCUGACGAAGAUAUGAACACUUGUACAACAUGCCAGGGCUCCUACAACGAGACCCUGGCCAACUUCCAUCCCUGGUACAUUAGGAAGGCAGCUACACUGGCCAUGCAUGCCUUGCCGUCGAGACCUGAUCUAUUGAAAAAGAUCUUCGGUACAGACGAGAGUUUAACAGCAGCACUAGCUAUCUUACCUCAGACGCUCACAUCUUGCGACGAGGUGUACGCUCGCGUUGAAAAACUAUACACCGACUUCGAGUUCCAUGAACUACCAUAAAGUGCCCUAAGGUAUUUAUAGAAAAUUGUUACAUAAAAAACUAUUUUAUGUACAGACGCCAGCAGGUCAAUCUACCCGAAUCUGUCAAAUUUUACCAAUUGAACAUUAACCUUCGACCAUUGUGAUAAGGUUGAAAAUCCACUGAAGAAAUUUGACAGAUUGAGCCAGGUUGUGCUGUCCCCUAUGGUAGUCAAACCAAAGAGGUUACUGCUCAUGAAUUUUUGCAUAAAUGCAGCUUUGUGAUAAGGCUUUAUACUGAGGAAAUAUCUUGCAAUAUAUUCCUUGUUUAAAUAUCCAGUUAUUCCUUAGUCCCAUGUUACAUGCAAAUUAACAUUGUCCGUAUCUUUGCUUGAAUUUGCUCGAAAUUGAAUCGAGCAACUGAUAGCGUUUUAGGCCCCGGAUUUCCGGAGGCCAAAAUAUUUAUUUUAUACUUACUAUCAAGAGCUCUUUAGCACUUCAUUUUUUUUUUCAAAUAAUAUUUGCAACAAAGUCUAGAUCGGAAAAAUCAUCAAACUAUAAUAGUAUACGUUUUUCCAUACUUAGCACAUAUUAAAUUUAUUUUAUUAACGCCUUAAUCAAUUAAAACAAUACUGUUUUCUACUAUCAGCUUUAUCAAUUUGAUGGAGAUUGCUUAUCACUGUUUUGAUAAGAACUCUAUUUUAAUGCAGUGCGUAUUUAAUUAAUCUUGCUUUAAAAACUUGUCAAUUUCUUAUACCUUCUUGUAUUGUAUGUAUAUAUACCUUUGCCCUUUGGAUAUGUCUUUCUGCAGCAAAUAAUUAUUCAGCCUCUUCGGAUAAUUCAUGGGACUUACAAAUUCUUAUCUGAUUAUAAAGUAAAGAAAAAAUAAUUCUAGAAGGCGUUCAUUUUGACAGAUAAGCUUUAUACAUUGCGUUGUGGGCUCCGUUGUAAUGACCAACUUUUCGAACAGAACAAGCGAUGUAUAUUGUCGUUCUGUCAAAAUGUUAGUGCUUACUUAUUUUGAACACGAAAUAAGCGUAAUGUGAUUAUACUUGUCUAUCUCACAAGAGCCAUAUUGUUAUAAUCAAUAGUUGUGUUAAAAUAUGAUCUCAAUUACAACAAGUACACUUAAUACGCAUAAUGAUUUAGUUAUUAAAUAGAGGUACAUCUUUUGUUUACCAGUCUAACUAAAUACUUAACUUUUUUCGGUUUCGUAAUGUGCAGUGUUGCCAGUGUUGUGGUGAUGAUGGCAACACCAAACAAUAAUUCAGUUGGUAAUCUAUGGAACCUGUUUUAUUUUAAAAUGAAAUCACAAUGAAGGCUCUGAGCUAUAAAACAAUGCAUUUUAACUAAAAUGCCUAGUGCUAAUAUUAAUUAAGCUAAGCUUUAAGUAUACAGAUAAUAAAUUAUUUAAUAUUAGUGCUUUGAAAAGAAAUUAAACUAAGAUAUAUCGUGUUAUUUUAUAAUGCUUGAAAUUCCAAACUAAAAUUAAGCCUAAUUUCUUAUAAAAUAUUGCAAUUUCAAUAAUCGACUGAUAAAUGCAGUAUUUUGUAUUUUGACGUAUGUCACAUUUAGUGCUGUCCUUGUCUAAACGCAUUAGGAAAAAAAAUACCUAGGUGUCUAUCAUUAGAGAUUCAAGUAUCGUAAAAAACCCUGAAUAUAAAAUACUGUAGGCAAAUGCAUGUCAGUCGAUUAUUACCUUGCAAUUGCUUUAUUUGAGCGUGCAAUAUUUUUAGAAGCUAAAACAAUUAGUCAAAAAUUUUAAUCGAAAAUUAGAUUUAGAAACUAGCACUGCCAGAACGGCUAGUACCAUUCAUCAUUUAUUAAUAAAUACCUAAGUAAAUGUAUAUAUAUACAUAUAAAAUGUGUCAGUCCACGGUAAAAGGUAUCUUAUGGGGCGUUGACACUUAUGACAUUGUGUUUCUAUAGUUAAACGAUAAAAAAACAUUUUAUCGAAGUAGGCUGAAUAACAACACUUUUUGAUGGUCAAGUUUACAAAAGACAGCCCUCGAAACGCCCGCCCUUCACCACGUCCUAUGAGUUUUUGCUGGAAAUUAGAAAUGGUGCAACCAGCUCCCCAGAAACUCAAUUCUGUAGUUAUGGUUUGAACCGUUUCUAUACAAAAUAUUUUACAAGUAGUCAAAACUUGCACAAUUUCAAUUUCUAAACGACUUAAGCGCCAAAGUCCAUAAGGUAGCUUUUCUCAUAGAAUGACACAAAUGUUUGUAUGUUUGUAUGCGCGCAAUGAGCUCAAUUGUAACGAUUGCUCAUUCAACAAUAUUUGGGUAGCUUUUGAUAACAAUUGUUAUAAAUAUUGUAAAUUAUGCUUAGUUAAAAUCAUGUUUAAUAUACGCCCUAAAUUAAGUACCUACUGUUUAGUUCAAUGUUAGUAGUAAUAAAACUACAUUCUUCAUCCACUUAUUACAGUUUUAAAACUUAGUUUCAGUACUUAUAGUUUUAUCAUGUGUUUGGUGCAUAACCGUUUUUGAAAAUAUAUUAAAGUUAUUACUUUUUAGUAUAAGUGCAUCAGAAGUGUGUAUAUCCACCUUUUUUAUUACUUAUAAAAAUCAUGUAGGUAUGCAUAUUACCUCAAGUAUUUGAAACAGAUGAAUAAACACGACAAACAUGGUUUCGGAAAGUUAAUAAAACCUAUGUAGAAAGUAUACCUAAUGUUCAAUAGUAAUAUCAAUCAAACUAUAAUAAACAAUGAAAUAAAAUGUAGUAUUAUAUUUCCCCAUAUCUUGAUGUCCGUAUUUUAUAAUGUGGCAGCUAACCAAUUUUGUAUUUUAUGACCUAAGAUAAAAAUAGUCAAUAAACCCACAGUGAAUUAUAUUAUCGUGCUUUUUUAGCCAUCAUUAAAUUUAAUUUCGUUAUUCACAUAAUUUCACUUAAUAUUGUUUUUAUUGAGCCAAUGUAAGGUUCCUUUAAAUAUCUUUAUUUUCAACCUAAAUUAAAUAUAGGACUUUUUAUAAAAAUAAAUAAAUGGAAUGCAUAAAAAUUAUCAAGUAAGUGUAAGAUUUCUAUGGAAUUGUAUCUUUAUUAUAAUCAUGCUGUUAACUAUGUGUAAAUUAUUGCUAAUUAUUACACUUAGGGCCAAAAAAAUGGAGCAGAAUGUACGAAUUCUAUAAAUGUUCUCAUCAAGAGGUCACUAUUGGCCCCAAGUGUACAGUGUGCUUCGUACAUUCCCAAAUCAUUCCUUGACGGGAAGCGUUUUUUAUAGUUUUUGUAACAACGAUUUGAUGAAAUAAAGUGUUUUUGCAAGGCA
This is a messenger RNA of Helicoverpa zea (corn earworm), 3929 nucleotides long. RefSeq names its product ceramide-1-phosphate transfer protein. Gene Ontology annotation, molecular function: ceramide 1-phosphate transfer activity; ceramide 1-phosphate binding. Gene Ontology annotation, cellular component: cytosol; cytoplasm; membrane. Gene Ontology annotation, biological process: intermembrane lipid transfer; ceramide transport. The record is from RefSeq and is a predicted model, not a curated record. The coding region runs from base 71 to 706 and encodes 211 amino acids. The transcript has 4 exons. NCBI's taxonomy places the organism in Eukaryota, Metazoa, Arthropoda, Insecta, Lepidoptera, Noctuidae.